AUGAGUGAAAAGAAAACACCUAGUGAAGAAAUUUUAAACGAAAAGUGGGAUCUAUGUAUAUCCAACUUACUUGUCAAAGCCGGUAUCGGCCUCAGUGUCGGAAUCGUCAUAUCAGCACUAGCAUUUAAAAAAAAAUCUUGGCCUAUUGCAAUGUCAACCGGUUUUGGUGUUGGAGUUGCCUACUCUGAAUGUCAAAGGAAAUUUAAUCCUAUAGAUAUACCUGGUGUCAAAAUUAUUAAGCCACCCAGUUCAUCUACAUAA
This is a messenger RNA of Acaulospora morrowiae, 261 nucleotides long. NCBI's taxonomy places the organism in Eukaryota, Fungi, Glomeromycota, Glomeromycetes, Diversisporales, Acaulosporaceae. The record is from the annotation of a GenBank genome assembly.